UUUCUGGGUAUUACACUAUCUGCAGAACACUGUGUGCAUUUGAAACAUUUAUAUUGUAACACCCAGUCUGCAAGCCAGGGAGAAAUGUUUGGUGUGUUGAUUCCAGUAUUCUCUCUUUUUUUUAUUAUUAUUUUUAUUAAAUUCUGAACAGGGAUUGGAACAAUUUUGCAAUAUCUGGUAUCUGAUGUGCACAUCAGAUUGGUCAUAUUCACACUAAUUUCCAAUCUUUGAGGGAGCAAAACCCUUGUCCCACUCCAAUAUCCAACAUAAAACACGGUAGUAACCACAAACGUUAUGCAAUACAAUAUCUGGCUCCUCAGCUCUAUAAAGCCAUUUUCUCUGUGGUCUUCACAAGGAAACCUCUGAAGCUUAUUUUCCCCUCUAAGGUAGCUAUGUACUGCACCUGCCUGAACAUGAACACUUCUACUAUUUUUUGCAAGAGAAACACAGUCCAGCCAAGCCCCGAAUAUUUGUAUCGUCAUGGCUAAACACUAUUGAGAGGUGAGUUCUAUUGGUGUUAAAGUGUUGUUUUCAAAUUAACAGAUCGAGCCCUUUAUCAGAAUAAACUGUAUUUGGUUCUAACAUGAAUACUGCAAACCAUCAGACUCUUUUAUAGCCUACCCUAUCUCCCAAACUAAGUUUCAUUGUCUUGUAGACUGGGUGUUAAAAACAUCACAGCUUACCUCUUCCACAAAGUAGAUCAAUGGUUAUACACACUUGCAAAGAAAGUAUUUGGCUAUUUUCAAGAAAUUUGAAAUGAACAAAAAUAUUCACUGGUCAACAUGAGAUGCCUGUUAGCACUUCCUUUCUCGGCAAUGGCAUCAAGUGAUACAACACUUACUGGAAGUAUGCAGAUUCUUACAUGUUUCAACUUACAUUAAACAAUUGGAUAAUGUUGUUAGAGCUCCAAUACAUUGAAAUCUGUAAAAAUAAUGGGAACCAACAUAAAUUAUCCACUAGAACGUAUUAGCAUAGUAAUGGUAGAAUAAAACACACAACUAUAUUGUAAUAUAAAGUGUUAAUAUAACUUUUACUGCAACCAUUACAUUGUUGACUUUUUUUACAUGAAAUAAUUUCAAGUUAGUUCUGAUCAAAGCUACAUUUACAGGUUAAUUACCAAGUUGCUCAAGCAGAUGACAGAGAUGAAAAUAUUGCCAAUCAAUAAACAUGUGGUUACGUUCUCUGGAAAUGUUUGUAAGAAUUCUGUGAAUUCACUCAGCAAGUAUCAACCAAUUGCAAUAGAAUCCUCAGGCCGGAGUGGAGCACGAUUCUUUCGGUCAUCUGACAAAAUGUUCAUUGUCAAGACACUACUGAGUGAAGAAGUGGAGCAGAUGCAUGUGUUUCUUAAACAGUACCACCCAUAUGUAGUGGAACGUCAUGGAAAGACCUUGUUACCACAGUAUCUGGGCAUGUACAGGCUGACUGUAGAUGGAGUAGAAACUUACCUGGUUGUGAUGAGGAACAUCUUUAGUAGCUCACUCAUUAUCCACAGGAAGUAUGACCUGAAGGGCUCAACAGUGGACAGAGAGAUUAGGGAUAAGGACCGGGGAAAAGAGGUGGUCACUCUGAAGGAUAACAACUUUGUCAAGGAUGGUCAGAAGGUGCACAUAGGGUCAGAAGCUAAAGAAAAGCUUAUGGAAACCUUAUCUUUUGACACUGAGUUCUUGUGUAAGUUGAAUGUGAUGGAUUACUCCUUCUUGCUUGGAGUCCAUGACUGUGAUAAAGCGGACCAAGAGCGAUCGGAAGUGAUGGAUGCUGAUGGUAGUGGAGGAGAAAAUGGAGGGACACUUCCCACUGAUGAAGAUGAAGAUUCUGCUGGUAGUGGUUUAGUUCCAGCAGUGCCUACUCCUCCUGACUCACCCCAGACUGGUAAUCCUCCCGAUGUUGGGCCACUUGAACUUGACCAACACAGAGAUAUCUAUGCUAUCAGCAGUUACGAAGGAGCUCCACGAAAAGAAGUUUAUUUCAUCGCCCUAGUGGACGUCUUGACUCAGUACGGGAUGAGAAAGAGGACAGCAUCGGCAGCCAAGACAGUGAAGCAUGGUUCAGGAGCUGAAAUAUCCACAGUACACCCUGAACAGUAUGCCAAGAGGCUAAUGGAUUUUAUCAGUAAAAUUAUACAGUGAAGGAUUUUGUGUGGUCCUAUCUGCUCUUAAUUUGUACUGCAUGUUACACUGUAUCUUUACCUCUAAUUCUGUACUUACAUCAUUGUGUGGUUGAGUAUUUGCUUGCAAUCAGUAUUUCUAAACAUUGGAAUAUCUGAUGUUUUCAGGAAGAAAAAAUUUCUAUAGAAUGUGAAAGUUAUAUUUAAGCAGUGUUCCUUUAUGUUUAGAACAAGCAAUUCUGGAAACAGUCACUUCAGGUUGAUUAUAUAUGGGUAAUUAGAGCAUCACAUAAUUAGCCCCAUUGUUUUUUAAUACUCAUAACCUAGGUUAAUUAAUAUGUAGGAUUAUACACGGACUUUUCUCUACGUUAAAAUACUUUUAUUUGCGAGCUUUUGCCCUUCUUAUCGGAGCUGUCAUCAGGCAACGAUGUACUAACGAGCCUGUACAUUGUUGCCCAAUGAAAGCUUGCAAAUAAAAGAAAAGUAUUUCAAUGUAUAGAAAAGUCCAUGUAUAAUUCUACAUUUAAUUAUCCCCAUGUUGUCUCCAUACACCUACUAAAAAAAAUCUAACAUUAAAGAAAAUGGUAACUUGACAAGCAACUUACGUUAACAGUAAGCUUCUAUGUUGUUCCAGCCUAGAAGCAGUAAAGAUUAGUUUUUGUGAACAUUACCAUAUUCCUUAAUAUAAAACAUCAAAUUGAGAGGUUUUUUUUUAGUGUUUGUUAAUACUUAAUAUUGAGUCUUCCUAUAAAUACGGCAUUGUUAACUUUAAAAAAAAAAACUGUUUUCAUACCUUUUUAACCAUUCUUAAUCUAGGAUCCUAAGAUUGAUUUCAAACAUAGUCCUGUUUUGUUCAGUUGUAAAUUGAACACAUUUUCGUAUAUUAUAUUAAGUAUUUUAAUAUUGGUGUUGCUAUAGAUACCUGAUUGACCUGAAAGUGAUCUUUGGUUAUUUAGUAUUUUCUUUGUUAUUUGCUUUACGUUUUGUACUAUAUUUUGCAGUGUGAAAGAUAACUGUCUGUUAUAUGUGUUUCCAAGUAAUUGUACUUUUAUCACAUUUGAAACCUGAACACCCUAGUCUACAAAACCCAGAAUUAAGUAGCUGCACUUCUGUUAAGAAUUAGUAUUAAAGAUAAAAGCUGAAGACCAAUUUAGAGUUAGAUAGAUUAUCCAACUGUCACUGUAAUGUUUGCCUGAAAAAUUGUACAUAGUAAAUUACAAGAUUUUUUUUUCUCACCACCACCCCCCCUUUUUUUUUUAACUGUUGUGCAAUGUAUAUGUACAGUUACUAGUCUCUGCAUUAUUGGGUAUAUUGAAAAGUUGUAUUCUCGACUCUUGUUUUAUAUAUUACGAAGUGACAUAUGAUGUAAUUUCUCUCAUGAUAUUUGUAAGUACCACAGAAAAUGCUCAUUAGAACAUUCCUAAACCUACAAAUUCAGUUUCAGUUGAUAUAUUUCUUGGGCAAGCUUCUUUUCUUUUAAAGUACCAGACUAUAGUCUAAGUUAAAUUUUCAAAUACCCUACAAGGCAGUAAAAGAAUUUAAAGUGAAAUUUUGUCAGAGUUUAAAUGACAAGUUUUCUGUUCUUUAUAUACUGUCUAAUAAUAACCCAAUAAAACUACGUGUAAUCCUUUCCUCUGGUGGCUAAGACUCGUUGAGCAAUGCAUGCCGUAUGUGAAUACUGCCUAUUCCGUUGGUGGGAAGGUUUUAUUUCUGAUGAUCAACAAAUCCCAGCUUCUGAUUACUAUUAGAAUUCUUCACGUGUGACGACAUUUUCUCUAGUCUUCACAAAUCCUGAUGAUCUGUGCUUGUAUGUGGGCGUGUUUAACUAUUGGUUGUAAAGAACGAAGUGUUUAGAAGUUUGACAAGCUCUUUAGAUUACUAGUCAACCAUUUAGUAGUUUCUCAGAAAAUUGAGACAAAAAAUAGUGUCUUACAAGAUAUCUAAAGGUGUGUGCGAGUCACAGCUAAAAGUAUUGUCGUACAUAUGAUGGGUACAAAUUUUUCAAUAGACAUAGUUAAACAGAGAUUAAAUUUAAAUUCUAAUUAUCUAUUUGCAAAAGUACUUGAUACACUAAUUAUACUUAACUACAGUCUGCAUUUCACUUGCAAGAUUACUUAACACUGCUCAAAAUGAACAUCACAUAACGAUGCAUCAACUUAUUAAAAGUUGUAAAAAUAAAAUGGCAAUGUUUCGAGUAUUAUUUAAGUAAUUUAGUUUGAUUUAUGAUGUCUCAUGUAAAAUACAGGUUUUGUUUUUCAUUCUGCUUGGAUCAUGUCUUGUUUGUACAGUUUCUUUGUGAAGUUAUUGGUAUAAAUAUUUUUUGUUGUUUUUGUCUGUGUAACAUUUUAAACAUUCAAAUAAAUGUCACCUUUCAAAGUGUGACAAAAAGA
Messenger RNA from Limulus polyphemus (Atlantic horseshoe crab), 4494 nucleotides. RefSeq names its product phosphatidylinositol 5-phosphate 4-kinase type-2 beta-like. Gene Ontology annotation, biological process: phosphatidylinositol metabolic process. Lineage: Eukaryota; Metazoa; Arthropoda; Merostomata; Xiphosura; Limulidae. Gene Ontology annotation, molecular function: phosphatidylinositol kinase activity. The transcript has 7 exons. Bases 1134 to 2126 code for a protein of 330 amino acids. The record is from RefSeq and is a predicted model, not a curated record.